AUGUCUUAUGGAUGGCUUACUGAAAGUACAAUUUUCGGGAAAAAAGAAAAAACAAUUCAGUUAGAGAAAGAUAAACUAUUUAAUGAAAAUAAGCAUAAUCCUAAAAAUGAAAAUAGUAUUGAUAAAUUAAAUGGGAUUGUUAAUUCUUAUCUUAAAAAUAUCAAGGAAAAUAAAAAAAAUCCGAUAAAUAAAAAAAAACUAAGUUACCAUGAAAAAAUAUACAGUGAAAAAAAUGAAGGUGUAGAAAAGAGAAAUAAACAGGAUAAAGAAAUUACGACUGCAAACAAAAAAAUAAAUAAAGAAAAGAAAUACGAAAAACUUCAAAAAAAAGGAAACAACGAUCCCAAGUAUUUAGUCAACUUUGAAUUAAAAAAAGAAAUGGAACUCGAAAUGGAAAAAAUUCGAAAAUUGAAAGAAAAACAAAAAAUAAAAAAUUGGGAAUUAUUUCAAAAUGAAAACCAAUAA
This is a messenger RNA of Plasmodium yoelii, 465 nucleotides long. Its product is annotated as conserved Plasmodium protein, unknown function. The transcript has 2 exons. Lineage: Eukaryota; Apicomplexa; Aconoidasida; Haemosporida; Plasmodiidae. Bases 1 to 465 code for a protein of 154 amino acids. The record is from RefSeq and is a predicted model, not a curated record.